CUGUGUUAGUGUUUUGUGCUAACAUUUCUGUGGUAAAGUGUUUAAAUUGUUCUGUAAAAUGUCCUAUAUUCAGGAGAAAUGACCUCUCAAAGAGCAAAGGUGGUGCUCUCACUGGGUGCUGAAACAGUUUGCUCACUCAAAGAAGGAGUCAACUUCAAGAAAAACCCACAGGACGGGAAAUGUUACAUCAUAUUCAAGUCCGACAAUGGCUUCAAAGCGUGCAAGAACCAAUGCAAACACCAGGGAGGGAUGUUUAUCAAAGACAUCGAAGACCUGGGUGGCACGACUGUAAAGUGCACUAAGCACAACUGGAAGUUAAAUGUGUCCACAAUGAAAUAUGUGAAUCCACCAGACAGCUUUUUGCAAGAUGAGCUUGAGGUAGAGCUUUCUGAAGAUGGGGCCCUUCAGUUGAUUGAGUUGAGCCCCGUUGACCCCUGGCUGACUGACCCUCGAGACCCUCUGCAGCUCCAGGAUGGAGAGGUGAAAGUGACGUACCUGACCCACGCCUGCAUGGAGCUGAAGCUGGGACAGAGGCGGUUCAUGUUCGACCCGUGGCUGAAGGGUCCUGCAUUUGCCAGAGGCUGGUGGCUUCUCCAUGAGCCUCCAGCAGACUCCCUGGACAGACUGUGUGCAGCUGACCUCAUUUACAUCAGCCAUAUGCACUCCGACCACCUCAGUUACCCAACGCUGAAAGUCUUGUCAGAGCGGAGACCUGAUAUCCCAAUUUAUGUUGGUGACACAUCCAGACCGGUCUUUUGGUAUAUGGAGCAAAGCCAAGUCAAGCUGACAAACAUCCAUGUUGUUCCUUUUGGUGUCUGGAAUAAUAUUGACGAAGACCUGAGGUUUAUGAUCCUCAUGGAUGGAGUGCACCCUGAAAUGGACACUUGUAUCAUUGUUGAAUACAAAGGUCACAUGAUCCUGAACACUGUGGACUGCACGAGGCCAAACGGGGGAAGGUUACCACAAAAUGUGGACUUGAUGAUGAGCGACUUUGCUGGGGGGGCAUCUGGAUUCCCCAUGACUUUCUGUGGCGGGAAAUACAGUGACUCCUGGAAGGCAGAGUUUAUCAAGAACGAAAGGAAGAAGUUGCUGAAUUACAAAGCUCUGCUGGUGAAGUCCCUGCAGCCGGCAAUUUACUGCCCGUUCGCUGGUUUCUUUGUGGAGGCCCAUCCAUCAGACAGAUACAUCAGGGAAACAAAUGUUAAGAACAAUCCCGAGGACCUCAAUGCUCUCAUCAAUAAGUCUGCACCAGGCAUCAGGACAUGGACGCCCAAGCCAGGCGCUGUGCUGGACCUUGGCCUGGCUCUGAGAGACCCCACUAACAGUGGGGCCAUCAUCAAUCCCUCAGACAGUACCAAAAUCUACAAGGACAGUUGGGAUUUGGAUCUGUAUGUGGAUGAACUGAACAGAGCAAUCAGCAGUGAGAUAUUUAAACAUCAAAGCUGGACCCGGUUUUAUUACACCUGGGCAGGCUUCCAAAACUACAACCUUGUUGUGAGGAUGAUUGAGACAGAUGACGGCUUUGAGCCCCAUGCUGAUGGCAGUGACUACCUGGUGGACUUCUUGGAUCUGACGUUCCCCACAAAGAGACCUGCGCGGGAGCAUGCCUACAUAGAGAUUAAAAACAGGAUUGGUGUGAUGAGACACGUGGUACAGCAGGGUCUUCUCUGGGAUGAUCUGUACAUCGGCUUCCAGAACCGCAUUCACAGAGACCCGGAUGUCUACCACCACAAGUUCUGGAACCACUUCCAGACGCAGCUCCCAGUUCACAGGCCAGACUGGGACCAGUUCCUGCAGGAGAUUUCCCUCCAGCAGCCUGACACAGCAGCUGGGAGCCAAGGAGCUAAUUGUGUAAUGUCUUGAAAGACAGAAGUGUGUUCUGGGGAUUAUUUGUCUUCUAUUACUGGCCUGAAAUUUUUUUAAUGGGUUUGUCUAAUUUAAUCUAGAACUGGACAUAAUUUGUGUGCUACUCUGUAAUCAAUUAUCCAUGUAAGUAAGAAGAAGUCUAAUGUUUCUUUUGAUUGAUUAUAUCUUGUCAAGCAUUUGUAAACAUCUAGUAGGGAUCCUAUACUGUUUAAUCAGAAUCAGAAGCCAUUUAUUGCCACAUAUAUUACACAUAGAGGAAUUUGACUAUAAUAAAUGAGACCUGAGGUGUUUUAUGGCUAAUUACAUUCUCAGGAAAUGAAGGAUUUUUAUUUUUAAAUUGGGGAUUGGAGUGUGAUUUUUCUGAAAUGAUUUUGUUGGGGGAGAAUUUGGUGAACGGCAUAUGGUGAGAUUCUCAGGAUUGUGGAGUGACCUUUUUUGGGAAACCUGUGACAUGUCCGAGUUUACAAUAGCCUCCUGUCUAAACAGAGGGGCCAACGGAUGCCUUGACUGAUCUAUAUCCAGUUAUGUUACCUGUUUUGUGUUGGUGAUUGACUUGGCGCCAGUAACGGCAUAGAACACAUGUCCCCCCUCUCCCUUGUGCCAGAUCUUCCUGCUCCUCCGAGGCAGAAGGAACAAUGUUUCCCCUUUCAGCUGAAUUGUAGUCAUUUGACUUCUGUCUGUACUUACGGCUUGUGUUAAUUUCUGUAUUCUUUUUCAUUUUUCUAUAUUCCAGUUAGUAAUAAAUACUUAAUCAUAAAGCGAGUUCAAGAUACUUUUGAUUUCUCACAAGGCUUCAAUCCACAAAUUUCCACCAGAUUUGAGUUCAUAAUUCUCCUAGUCUAGUUUUAUUGAAAGGGGAUAUAGGUUAUAUGUUUUUUGUAUAAUGUAUAAUCAAUCAUUUAUGUAUUCAGUAGCUUCAGUAAUAAAUUUAAUGAUUAAUCACUUACUUUUUGUCUUAAUUGCUUAUAUUCUCAAAUGUAC
Pungitius pungitius (ninespine stickleback) is the source of this 2847-nucleotide messenger RNA. Its product is annotated as cytidine monophosphate-N-acetylneuraminic acid hydroxylase-like. The record is from RefSeq and is a predicted model, not a curated record. The transcript has 14 exons. Gene Ontology annotation, biological process: CMP-N-acetylneuraminate metabolic process. Gene Ontology annotation, cellular component: cytoplasm. NCBI's taxonomy places the organism in Eukaryota, Metazoa, Chordata, Actinopteri, Perciformes, Gasterosteidae. Gene Ontology annotation, molecular function: CMP-N-acetylneuraminate monooxygenase activity; 2 iron, 2 sulfur cluster binding. The coding region runs from base 79 to 1863 and encodes 594 amino acids.